Leishmania major strain Friedlin is the source of this 1194-nucleotide messenger RNA. RefSeq lists its product as hypothetical. NCBI's taxonomy places the organism in Eukaryota, Euglenozoa, Kinetoplastea, Trypanosomatida, Trypanosomatidae. The record is from RefSeq and is a predicted model, not a curated record. The transcript has a single exon. Bases 1 to 1194 code for a protein of 397 amino acids.
AUGACCUCUGUGCCGUCCUCUGCCACAGGAGUGGCAGAGCAGCAGGCCAUGCCCUCGGCUGACACCAUUCAGCAGCUCCAGGAGGCUUUCUGCUUUGUGCGUCACGAACGCGAAGACGUUCGCAAGAUGGCGAUUCGCGGCAUCGCCGAGCACAGUAAGGAGAACCGCGAUCUCUGGUUUCUCCUCGCAUCCCCGCAGUACGGCCACAGCUGCAUUGACUCCCUCCUCCAGUACCUGCACGCAGGCGGCAAGCACGUGCUGGGCGACAUCCUGACAAUCCUUGUCAACUGCUCAGCCGAUGGCAGCUGCGCCGAGAUGCUGGUGCAGCGCAAGGUGGUGCGCAAGGCAAUGCGGCUGCUGGAUGGGAUGGAGCGGAGCGAUCAGCCAGAGCCGUACGUGCGCAGCGUGCAGGAGCUGACGCUGAUGCUGCUGAACAACCUCACGUCCAGCCACGUCACCGCCAUCGACGACUUUUUGCAGAAGGAUGACGAGGACAUGCGCGGCUUCUACCUCGGCAAGCUGCAGGUGUACUACGAGCUCUUUGUCCGCUCCACGGAGGCGGAGGCGGCGCAAGCCGGUGAGAACUUGGCGAAGCCAAAGCCAUCCUCGUCGCACCGCGACUUGAGCCGGUGGAUCCUCCACAUCCUCCUGAACCUCACCCGCACGCUCGACGGCCAGGAGCUGCUGCUCGAGGACGAAGGCUGGCGUGGGACCUUGAGCAGCUCGCUCUCGUCGCCGAACCCGCGCCAUCGCUAUCUCGCUGCACAGUGCUACCGCAACUGCGGUUGCUCUCCCAAGCCGCUCUACGGCCUCAUACUGAAUAGUGACGCGCUUGUGACGGCGGUGGACCGGCUGAAUUGCAAGGAGCCGAUCGAGGAUAUUCAGAGGAGCCUAGCAGAGUUCAUUGCCAGCGUGCUCGAGUCCGAGGAUGGCAUGGCGCGGCUGGAGAGCGUGAACGCAAAGAAGGUGCUCGCGCGGGCACUCGAUGUUUCCCAGGCCGCGCACGCCGCGAAGGCGGCGGCCACAGCAGCCAGCUGCGUCGAGGUGGUUGAGGAGGACGGCGUACCGGUCGCUGCGACGCCGACUGUCACGCUAGCCCCCAGCGUCAUCGAGUUCCUCCAGCAGAGCGUGAUGCCCUACCUGGAGGACAUCAUGGACGCCUACAUCGCCCCUGGAAGCGAGGAGCUCGAUUGA